This is a messenger RNA of Peromyscus californicus insignis, 696 nucleotides long. RefSeq names its product lysozyme like 6 (gene Lyzl6). NCBI's taxonomy places the organism in Eukaryota, Metazoa, Chordata, Mammalia, Rodentia, Cricetidae. Gene Ontology annotation, biological process: fusion of sperm to egg plasma membrane involved in single fertilization. Gene Ontology annotation, cellular component: acrosomal vesicle; sperm flagellum. Gene Ontology annotation, molecular function: lysozyme activity. The coding region runs from base 40 to 489 and encodes 149 amino acids. The transcript has 4 exons. The record is from RefSeq and is a predicted model, not a curated record.
CCAGGCUCUCAGAGGCUGGCAGGCACCUCGUUCCUUUUGAUGACGAUGAAGGUGCUGCUUAUCUGCAUGGCAAGUUGCCUCCUGGUGGUGAAUGGUGGAGACCUCAUCAAUCGCUGUGCCUUGGCCAAGAUACUGCACGAGGAGGACUUGGAUGGGUUUGAGGGCUACUCCCUGACGGACUGGCUGUGCUUGGCUUUUGUGGAAAGCAACUUCAACACAUCAAAGGUGAACGAGAAUGUAGACGGCAGCUUCGACUACGGCAUCUUCCAGAUCAACAGCCAUUACUGGUGCAACGACUACCUGAGUCAUUCAGAGAACUUCUGCCACACGGACUGUGAAGAUAUGCUGGGUCCCAACCUCCUUCCAUCUAUCCACUGUGCGAAAAAGAUUGUGUCUGGAUCAGGAGGGAUGAGAAACUGGGUAGAAUGGAGGUUGCACUGUUCAGAACGGCCGCUCUCCUAUUGGAUGACAGGAUGCCAUCUGGGAUGAACCAGGGUGCAGACCCACUGGAGAGUCACUCCAGAACCCCUCUUCUACUGGGAGAUUCUUCACUACUUCAUCUUCUUGCUUUCACCUCACACUAUUUUCUUCUCUUCCCACUCACAAGUAAAACUGACCAGAGUCCCAGGGGAAAAUGUCUUAUGGAGGUUCCCUGCUUGUGUUCAUCCAGACCCAGUUCCUUUGUUCUUAACUGUC